AUGCCAGUGAGCGAGAGCCACGCAGCAGGCCCGCGAGAGGAUUGCGGAGGCAGCUCAAGGAGGAAGAGCUGGGGGCUGGUGGUCACCACUGGUGUCGGUGGGGCUUUGGUGGCCCUCUAUGCUGUGGUCACCCCCUUUGUGACUCCAGCUCUGAGGAAAGUGUGCCUGCCCUUCGUUCCUGCAACUUCCACUCAGAUCCAAAAUGUGCUGAAAAUGUUAGAAAACCGAAGUGGCUCCCUGGUUGACAUUGGUAGUGGGGAUGGCCGUAUUGUGAUAGCAGCUGCAAAAAAGGGAUUCAAAGCUGUUGGUUAUGAAUUAAAUCCCUGGCUAGUUUGGUACUCUAGAUACCGUGCCUGGAGAGAUGGGGUACAUCAGAACACCAAAUUUUAUAUUUCAGACUUAUGGAAGGUUUCUUUUUCCCAUUAUGCAAAUGUUGUUGUUUUUGGGGUACCUCAAAUGAUGCCACAGUUGAAGGAGAAGCUAGAAGAAGAACUUGAAUGUAACGCCAGAAUCAUUGCCUGUCGUUUUCCUUUUCCUUGCUGGGUCCCAGAUCAUACUACUGGAGAGGGCAUAGACACUGUGUGGGCCUAUGAUUUGAAACAUUCUAGAGGAUGUGAAACAAAAAGCUUGGAAACUACACCAGAGACAGACUCCUAAACAUCUAAUUUGUUUUUGUACUGAAAUUUUUUUAUUUUGACU
This is a messenger RNA of Antrostomus carolinensis (chuck-will's-widow), 699 nucleotides long. RefSeq names its product protein N-lysine methyltransferase FAM173B. Gene Ontology annotation, biological process: peptidyl-lysine trimethylation; positive regulation of proton-transporting ATP synthase activity, rotational mechanism; regulation of mitochondrial ATP synthesis coupled proton transport. The coding region runs from base 1 to 657 and encodes 218 amino acids. Gene Ontology annotation, cellular component: mitochondrion. The record is from RefSeq and is a predicted model, not a curated record. The transcript is spliced from 4 exons. NCBI's taxonomy places the organism in Eukaryota, Metazoa, Chordata, Aves, Caprimulgiformes, Caprimulgidae. Gene Ontology annotation, molecular function: protein-lysine N-methyltransferase activity.